CCUCACGGCUCCUUCUUUGCGCCCUGUAUUCCUGCGAUAAAGGAUAACCUGAGAGGAAAUCCAACUGGAGCGACAGGACAAUCCCUUUUAUCCCAGAAUAACUUUGGGUUUUUUUUUGUGUGGGAAGAACCAACGAGGAUAAAGUUGCAAGAAGUUCGCACGAAAAGGACACUGAUAUUCUUCAGCUGCAGUUUGACUGUAGAUUUUCGGGGUUGAGAAAUUUAGUUUUACGGUUUUGUUCAGCGGAGUCUGGUGAGGUCUGAAGAGGCGUCUGGCAAACUGACUGUUUAGUCGCGAUCACCUUUUUUCUAAACUUUAGCGGGGAGAGGCAGUGAGCAGGAUUGCCUAACUUUUUUUUUUUUUUUUACACCACGUCUGGAUUAUCUGAUCACUGCCAACAGAUCAGGUCACCGUUUAGAGGAUUCACUGACUGAUUUGCGAUUUCAAAGUGAAAGCCGAGUGGUUUGUGGUGUUGAUAUAUUGUACACACGCGGCUGGUUGUUGUCCAUCAAGUGUACGGCAGAUAAGGUGUGCGAUAAAAGACUGAUUCAGCACUGAGAGACUUCGGAGGUCUAUUGUUUUGUGCGCUUUCUUCUGAAGUUAGUGAAAAACAGAGCGACCCUGAUGUUCGUCAGGCUGACACAUCCUGUGCAGAUGAUUUAGCACACAGUCAUCAGUUCACUGUCUGUGUUAAGGUAGCGAGGCUCUCUUCACUCAGACUUCUAGUGCGCUCUCGCCUCCAUCCUUGGCGCUCACACACUGGACUCCUGAGACCAUCCGCGUGCGGAGGAAAAGAACAAAAACCCUGUUUUUCUCCCAAAGAGUCCUUCUCCUCUGACACAAGCCAGUCAGGUGGCACUGACCCAAGCUGUUGUGAUGCAUAUUCCCGUAGAGCCGCCCACCACCAGACGGUUCACGCCGCCCUCCACGUCCUUCCCCUGCAGUAAGAUUGGAGACGGCAACGGGGCCAUGGCCACCCCGGGGCCCCUCAGGUCAAGACCGGACACCAGGAACGUGGUGGACGUCUUGGCGGACCACGCCGGUGAGCUGGUCCGGACCGACAGCCCCAACUUUCUCUGCUCUGUCCUCCCUUCUCACUGGAGGUGCAACAAGACGCUGCCCGUGGCUUUCAAGGUCGUGGCUCUCGGUGAUGUUCCCGACGGGACUCUGGUCACCGUGAUGGCCGGGAACGACGAGAACUACUCGGCCGAGCUGAGGAACGCCUCUGCGGUAAUGAAGAACCAGGUUGCCCGCUUCAACGACCUGCGCUUCGUGGGCAGGAGCGGACGAGGAAAGAGCUUCACUCUGACCAUCACCGUCUUCACCGGACCGCCACAAGUGGCCACCUACCACCGCGCCAUCAAAGUCACCGUGGAUGGACCCCGGGAACCGCGCAGGCACAGAGUGAAGAUAGAAGACCCCCAGAAGAUGCAGUUCUCGGACAGGCUGUCAGAGAUCGAGCGCUACCAGCGGACUAUGCGAAUAGGCCCAGUGAACAAUAAUCCCCGCCCCAUCCACCAAACCCACCUCAGCACCACACAAGCCCUGUGGCAGGAGCAAAUGGACACCCCGGCUCUGAAGACAUGCAAGGUAGAGGAGGACCUGAGACCAUGGCCAGGGACUACAGAUCUCUUCCAACAGAGGACCACCUUCCCAUCUCUGUCGCCGCUGACUGACCCUCGCUUCUCAGACCCCCGCAUGCAUUACCCCGGGGCCUUCCCUUACUCCGCCAACACCUCCAGCACUGGCAUCAGCGGCCUCAGCAUGUCAGCCUCCUCUAGAUACCACACCUACCUGCCGCCACCCUACUCAAACAACCAGACCCAGAACUUCCAGUCCAACUCCUACCUGUAUUACGGCACAGGCUCUGGAUCCUACCAGUUCUCCAUGGUGGCGCCGGGGAACACCGGGGGCGAGCGCUCCCCCACCCGUCUGCUGUCCUGCUCGGGGGCCGGGGGCACCGGAGGGACCAACAGCCUGAUGAACCCGGGCCUGAACACCCAGAGCGAGGGCGUGGAGGCCGACGGCAGCCACAGCAACUCCCCAACGGCCAUGAGCGCUUCGGGCCGCUUGGAUGAGUCCGUCUGGAGGCCUUAUUGACUGACUGACAGCUAGACAAUUAGAGGGUGCGGGAGAAGUGAGGGAGGAAGAGAAAAGAGGACGAUGAGAAAAAAAAAGAAAAAGAAAAAAAAAGCUGAA
This is a messenger RNA of Seriola dumerili (greater amberjack), 2199 nucleotides long. It is a transcript of the gene runx3, whose product is annotated as runt-related transcription factor 3-like. The transcript is spliced from 6 exons. The record is from RefSeq and is a predicted model, not a curated record. Gene Ontology annotation, biological process: hemopoiesis; neuron differentiation; regulation of cell differentiation. Gene Ontology annotation, cellular component: nucleus. Gene Ontology annotation, molecular function: ATP binding; RNA polymerase II cis-regulatory region sequence-specific DNA binding; DNA-binding transcription factor activity, RNA polymerase II-specific. Lineage: Eukaryota; Metazoa; Chordata; Actinopteri; Carangiformes; Carangidae. The coding region runs from base 877 to 2100 and encodes 407 amino acids.